AAUCAUGUGGAGCCAGCCUUAAAUAGUAGGAUUUGGUUGCUGCUGCUCACUGCUCAAGCAAAGAAGGAUAAAAUUUGUUGCCAGAAAAAGGCGUAGAUAAGGAUCAGGAAGUGAGCUUGAAUGUAGAAAAAUGGUAGAAAAAGAAAGAAGAUGACAAGGCGAAGAAGGUGAAAGUGUGAAACAAUGGAGAGGUACUCCUUUUAGUGGGUAGUAUGUUGACACGUGAUUGGUGUUGGUUUUUGGGCAAUACUAGCUGUGUUUUGGGCAAUGUUAGCUGCUAGGGGCACUCGUAGGAUGUCAACCGGGCUCCGCGGGGUCGGGACUUACGAUGGGCUGAAAGAGAAUCAUUUUCUCAUUGAAGGAGGUAAACCAAAAUGGAUCCCAAUAGCUGCAAGUUUGUCAGCAGUUCUUGGAUUAGCUCUGCUCAGUUCUUUUGCUUUCUUCAUCUGGAGAAAGAGAAAUUCCCGAGAUAACGAAGACAGCCAAGAGGUUCAACUACUUGACUUGAGAGGAGGAAAUUUUGUGAAUGAAUACCCAAGUAACGAUUUUCAAGGUGAGACGGUGGAAAGAUCACAAGAAUUUCCUUCGAUUCGGUUAGAUAUUAUAAAUGCAGCUACAAAACAUUUCUGUGAUGAAAAUAAACUUGGAGAAGGCGGAUUUGGCCCCGUUUACAAGGGUACACUAGCAGAUGGUAAAGAAAUUGCGGUUAAGAGGCUCUCUAGAACUUCUGGUCAGGGGUUACUAGAAUUCAAAAAUGAAGUUAUGUUAAUUGCUAGAUUACAACAUAGGAAUCUUGUAAGAUUGCUGGGAUGUUGCAUGGAGGAUAACGAAACAUUGUUGGUUUAUGAAUACAUGCCCAACAGAAGUCUUGAUGUCUACCUCUUUGAUUCAAGCCUGAGCGUGCAAUUGGACUGGCAAAGACGGUUUAGCAUUAUCAUUGGAAUUGCUCGGGGCAUUGUGUAUCUUCAUGAGGAUUCUCGUCUCAGAAUAAUUCAUAGAGACCUUAAAGCAAGUAAUAUUUUGCUAGAUGGUGAAAUGAACCCAAAGAUAUCUGAUUUUGGUAUGGCAAGAAUUUUUAGUGUAAAUCAAACUGAAGCAAACACAAACAGAGUCGUGGGAACAUAUGGAUAUAUGGCUCCAGAGUAUGCUAUGGAAGGACUCUUUUCUAUCAAAUCUGAUGUAUUUAGCUUUGGAGUCCUGUUGCUAGAAAUCAUAAGUGGGAAGAAAAACAAUAGAUUCUACUUAUAUGAACAUUGUGAAAGCCUUCUGACUUUUGCAUGGAACCUAUGGUCUCAAGGUCAAGGAAUGCAGCUGAUAGACCCACAACUGGUGCAGUCAUGUGUGGAGUUUGAAGUGCUCAAGUGCAUCCAUAUUGGUUUGCUGUGUGUGCAGAAAGAUCCAGUGGACAGACCCACCAUGUCAUCAGUAAUACUCAUGUUGGGCAGUGAGAACUUAACUCUUCCUAAACCAACAGAACCUGCUUUUUUUGUUGGACGAGUUGUUGCAGAAUCAGCUACACCCUCGGCAGAUAACAAUGUUUGUUCUGCCAACGAGGUAACACUUUCAAACGUAUCACCUCGCUGAUUGCUUGGUAAUCAACGUUCUUAAUGUUGAGUGAUUAGCAGCUCCUAAGAAAGAAAUUUCAGCUGGAAGACCGUUCCACACGUUUGAAGAUGGAAUUAUCUACUAUGUUUUGCCCAUUGAUAUUUUUUUUUAGAACAUAUGUUUUGCCCAUUGAGUUAAUAUGAGAUUCCUGAAGUUUAACUGCUUUCUUUGUUCUUU
Molecule: messenger RNA, 1782 nt
Organism: Rubroshorea leprosula
Lineage: Eukaryota; Viridiplantae; Streptophyta; Magnoliopsida; Malvales; Dipterocarpaceae
Source: the annotation of a GenBank genome assembly